Rhopilema esculentum is the source of this 2400-nucleotide messenger RNA. RefSeq lists its product as uncharacterized. Gene Ontology annotation, biological process: regulation of transcription by RNA polymerase II. Gene Ontology annotation, molecular function: RNA polymerase II cis-regulatory region sequence-specific DNA binding; DNA-binding transcription factor activity, RNA polymerase II-specific. NCBI's taxonomy places the organism in Eukaryota, Metazoa, Cnidaria, Scyphozoa, Rhizostomeae, Rhizostomatidae. The record is from RefSeq and is a predicted model, not a curated record.
GGAGAUGUAGGGUUUUCACGACAGAAACAAGUUUAUUAGGUCAAUUCUGUAAGGCUUUAACCAUGAAUGUAUUUGGGCUAGCGGAUUGAGGCAACGUUCUUCUGACCUUAUCUUAAUCGGAAUUACGCCUCCAUUGUCUAUUGAAGGAUUUUCUGUAAAUGCUUGACGGGGAAACAAAAACCUGCUUUUCUUUGAUAAUCAUCUUUUCUGCUAAAAGAUGAAUGUUGAAUUAGACGAUGACAAACGCCAUUACUGAAUCAACAUUUGCGGUCACACGCUACGUGAUCAAGCACAGUGCUGUUGUAAUAGCCUGUCAAUCACUCACGUCCGGUCCUCGCUGAUUGGUCAACGAUUCCUCAUUUACAUAUGAAUCACGUGCAAAUGAACCCAUGCAGCUGCUUGAUGGCCGGGAACAAUUAGAAACGAGGUACAUGCAGAGAAUAUGCCAUAGCAAUAAGGAAAUUUCGUGCUAAAGACUUGCACGAUCGACACGAUCAAAUUGGCACUUAGAGCAUGACAUUGUUAACCACGAUUGAAACUGAGGAAAAGUUCCUUAAGCCAGAAGAUCGAGUCAAGGAAAUACAGCCAUCGCCGUUAGCUUUACUAGCCGCUGCUUGUAGCAGAAUAGAACAGAGCUUAGAGCAGCCAGAAUUACGGAGGGCAACUAGAAGAUCGACUUUGAAAGGACUAAAAAAUAAGGACCUAAGUGACAGUUCAUCAAGUGGGGUCGAAUUUGCAAUUGCCAAGGACCAGAAGCUUUUACUACCAAUCACAAUGUCUCCAGAACUUCAAAGAAAUCUCUGCAAGGAAAGCACUGAGCUGGGUGAACAUGAACUGCCAUCUUGCAAACAUGCUGGACAAAACCCUCCAUAUUAUAACGACGUUUGUGAACAACAGAGACGAUUUAAUACAUGCCAAGGCCCACUCGAAUACCAAGUCAUGAAUCGACAUCAUAUAAAUAAUUACUCCCCUUACCAUCACGCUCAAAUUCAGGGCAAUUUUGCAACAUCGCCUCUGUCAGUCACCCCAGUUCGCUUCAAUAAUGACACUCCGCACAGUCAAAUGACGACUCCGCCUCAAAGAUUGGUUUUGAAACAAGAGCAAGAACAAUCUUUGUCUUUGAAGCCAGCCUGUAUGUACGGAUCACCUUCCAAUAAUGGAACUCCGCCUCAAGAAUUAUCACCUCAGUUUUUUCAGCAAGCUCCUGUGAUAACUUUAAGCGCAAGCCAAAUAAACUACUCGCCUAACCCGUAUCAGACAUUCGCUCCGUAUCGUUCAAAUACUGAGAUAAAGCCCCUCUCGCAUUUACCGAUACAAAACAGACUAAACUGCUUCUCGAAUAGUCCUCAAAUGCCUUCUCAAACUCGCGACGGAUAUCAGCAGAUGGGCGGACAUUUUGAAGAGGCACUUCCUACCCAAGAACAACAGGUUAAUUUUAAAUGGCUUCGAAGUGCUCCGCCUACUGUCCUUGAAAACACAGCCAUGGCUUCACAAACUGUCGCCGUUAAUCUGCCAAUGAAUUCGAACUUAUGCGAUAACUUAUGUGAUAAUUGCUCUCAGAAUCCUCAUAUAAACAAUCAAAUACUUGAUCCACAAAUCCAGUCUUCUAUUUUGCAGAAUAAUUUCAUGGAAACUGAGUUGUGUUCGAGCUCUGUAAACACGUUAAACAUGAUCGCUGGUGUGUCUGAACAUAAUUUCGCUCCGCCUUUUCGGGAAGGCAGAAGGCCGCGAAGAAUUGCCUGCACGUGCCCGAAUUGCAGAGAUGGGGAUAACAAAACUGUUGCAACGAAAGAUGGUAAAACUCGAAAAUUGCAUAUUUGCCACGUUCCUGGGUGCGGGAAAAUAUACGGGAAGACUUCUCAUCUGCGAGCGCAUUUACGUUGGCAUAGCGGGGAAAGGCCUUUCGUUUGCAACUGGAUAUUUUGUAAUAAAAGAUUUACACGAUCGGAUGAGCUGCAGAGGCAUCGAAGGACUCAUACCGGGGAAAAGAGAUUUCAGUGCAAUGCCUGUGGAAAACGCUUUAUGAGAAGUGAUCAUUUAUCGAAGCAUAUGAGGACACAUCAAGGUCAAAAUAUAAAAGAAAAAUCAGUGGAUGACAAUGAGGACUGCACAAUAACAGAAGGCGAAGAGCAAAACAAAACAGACUUCAAGAACAGUUCUUCAUUUUCUGAAGGGGAAAAUGACGAAGAAACGAACAUAACUGGGGAAAAUAGCUCAGUCUUAACAGAUAACAAAAUAAAUACCGAAGUCAUAAGGAACCCCUUCGAAUAACGGAUUUUCUCGGCUGUGGCUUGUUAUUGUUUCCCGUCCACAAGGUUCCUUUUGCGCAUUCACAUAGAUCGUUGUAAAUAGAUAUUUUAAUGGUUUUAUUUUGAUAGAAAAUAGUUUAGAUUUUUAACA